Messenger RNA from Rhodofomes roseus, 918 nucleotides. RefSeq names its product phosphatidylinositol N-acetylglucosaminyltransferase. The record is from RefSeq and is a predicted model, not a curated record. The transcript has 6 exons. Lineage: Eukaryota; Fungi; Basidiomycota; Agaricomycetes; Polyporales; Fomitopsidaceae. Gene Ontology annotation, biological process: GPI anchor biosynthetic process. Bases 1 to 918 code for a protein of 305 amino acids. Gene Ontology annotation, cellular component: membrane; glycosylphosphatidylinositol-N-acetylglucosaminyltransferase (GPI-GnT) complex.
AUGACCGAAACCGCUUGGGAGGACGAAUGGGAGCGAUUGCUGUGGAAGAAGAAACCAUAUCCAGAUAACCAUGUACCCAAGUCGUUCUUAUCGUCUCUAAGCAAGAAUUCGAAUUUCAGGCCAUACACAUACUGGUAUUUAGUGCGAUCCUCCUUCGCAGUUACGCAACACCUCGCGACGAUAGUCAUAUUCGUUGCCAUCUUUGUGCACCUCAAUGAACGAAAACUGGACCCACGGGCUCUCGUAUGGGCAUCGGUUGGCACGUUCUUAGCUGGCUGGUUAGUGUGGGAGGCCCUAGACUGCUGCAGUGGCAGACAGUUACUUCGCGGAACCUCCGCCAGCACAACCCGUGCGAAGAUCGUGAAGUCCUCGAUACUAGUAUUCUUGGCCUUAAUGUCGGUGUCGCCAGUAUUACGGACGUUGACAGCGGCGACUUCGUCGGACUCCAUCUGGGCGUUAUCGGCCUGCCUAUUCAUUCUCAACGCGCUUCUGGCAGAUUACACUGCCCUACCGCUGGACACGCAUCUCCGCGAAAGGUUGACGUCUGUCUUGUCGAUGAAUGCAGCGAUAUCAUCGUCGGUGGUUCUGGCAUCUCGACUGCCGAGUGAUCUCUCGGUAUUCGGCCUUACGUUGGUCUCCGUGCAGCUCUUUGCUUUAUUCCCGAUGCUCCGUCGACGUCUCCAGGCCGGGCCAGCUAUUGUUCAGACUGCCGUCACGAUCAUAUUGUGCCUGUCGUCCAUUUUAUCCGCGGACUCUGUGUCACGCACUGCGACCGCACUAGUCUUCGCGGCCUUCACGGCCGUCACCUUUGUGGCACCUGGCGUCCACGUGUGGGCUCAGAAAUACAAGAACGAGAUCAGGGGGACCUGGGACCCGGCAGUACCCAGGGUUAAUAGAACUGAGAAGCCCAUAAUAUAG